Vigna radiata var. radiata (mung bean) is the source of this 542-nucleotide messenger RNA. Its product is annotated as cyanogenic beta-glucosidase-like. Lineage: Eukaryota; Viridiplantae; Streptophyta; Magnoliopsida; Fabales; Fabaceae. The record is from RefSeq and is a predicted model, not a curated record. Gene Ontology annotation, molecular function: beta-glucosidase activity. The transcript has 4 exons. The coding region runs from base 51 to 542 and encodes 163 amino acids. Gene Ontology annotation, biological process: carbohydrate metabolic process.
GAUGUUAGUACCAAACUGUACUGAAGCUGCAAUUUCAACUUUUUCCGCUGAUGAUUUUGGGAUUACAUCUCUUAACAGAAGGAGUUUUUCAAAAAGUUUUACAUUUGGGACAGUAUCAUCUGCUUAUCAGGAACGAUUUUCAAGAUUAUGCAAAACAUUGUUUUAAAGAAUUUGGAGACAGAGUUAAACAUUGGAUUACACUAAAUGAACCAUGGCCCUUCAGUAAAUAUGGGUAUGUUGAUGGUAUUUCACCACCUGGAAGAUUUUCAACCUGGCAAAACUCAUCUUGUACUGGUGGUGAUUCAGCCAUUGAACCCUACAUAGUGACUCACAAUCAAUUACUUGCUCAUGCAGCUGCUGUCAAUGUCUAUAAGACAAAGUAUCAGGUUUCUCAAACGGGUAUGAUAGGGAUGUCACUGGCAUUUGAUUGGAUAGUAACACUCUAUGAUACAGAGUUAGAUCAGUUUGGUGCACAAAGAGCCCUUGAUUUUAUGUUUGGAUGGUUUACGGAGCCAUUGACAACUGGAGAAUAUCCUCAUUAA